AUGGCCACCACUCCGGAGGAAUUCUUUAUGGAGGGUCUCAUGAACUUGUCACCACCCUCCCCAUCUGUGUUGCUUGACCUUCCCCAAAUGACCAAUGAUGUCGGUCAGGAUUCACUCUGCCCUGAUGAAAUAGUCCUCUCCUAUGUUUCAUCCGUGCUCAUGGAAGAUCAAUCUGAAGACAAACUCCUGUGCCAAGACACUGAUCAUCCUUCGCUUCUCCAGGUGCAGAAGCCAUUUUCCCAAAUUCUCUCCUCCCCUUCCUUCAGCACAAACAGUGACAACACCGUCAACAGGGACAAUAUUGAGGGAGCCAGGAAUUUGUUCCAGGAUUGCAGUGGUGAUCAAUGCACACUGAGAUCAUCCUUGUCCAUUGGUGCGCUUGCAGCGGGGUCAGUCUUGAAGGGCAUGGAAGAGGCUAGCAGGUUCUUGUCAGAAGAUAAUGUCUUCAGAAAGGAUCAGCAAUUGAACCAAAUGACUAGGGAAAGUGGCAAUUCUAGGGUAUUCAAGAAGAGGUAUAACAGGGAUGAGGAUGGGGAGGCGGUGUCUGCUAGCAAUUUCAGGACCGCGCAUGAGCUGCUGAAGCAGAUCAAGCAGCAUGCAUCAGCAACAGGGGAUGCAACACAACGGCUAGCUCAAUGUUUUGCCAAGGGGCUGGAGGCACGGCUAAUGGGUACAGGGAGGCAGCUUUGGCAGUUGCUGACAUUGGAGCAACCACUGGCCAUAGAGUACCUAAAGGCCUACAACCUUUACAUGGCAACCUGCUCCUUCAACAGGGUGGCACUCUUUUUCAACGUUAUGACCAUUGAGCAUGCCAUGGUGGGGAAGAGCAAACUUCACAUUGUAGACUAUGGUCCACAUCACGGGUUCCAGUGGGCCGGCUUGCUUCGCUGGAUGGCGAAUAGGGAAGGUGGCCCACCAGAGGUGAGGAUAACUGCCAUAAGCCGUCUUCAGCCUAGGUCCUGUCCAUCUGAAGGGACUGAUGAUACAGGGCGCCGGUUGGACAAGUGUGCCCGUGAGUUUGGCGUGCCAUUCAAGUUCCAUGCCAUCACUGCAAAAUGGGAGACAAUUUCCAUCGAUGACUUGAAAACAGAGGCUGAUGAGGUGCUUGUUGUGGUUGACCUCUUUAGUUUCAGUAUCUUGAGGGAGGAGAAUAUCUACUUUGAUGGUCUGAGCUCCAGGGAUACCGUCCUCAACAACAUUAGGAAGAUGCGGCCAGAUGUCUUCAUCCAGGGUAUUAUGAAUUGUUCACAUAGCACCUCCUUCUUGACGCGGUUUCGUGAGGCUUUGUUCUCUUACAGUGCACUGUUUGAUAUGCUUGAUGCAACUAUCCCGAGGGACAGUAAACUACGGCCAGUUCUGGAACAGAACAUGCUGGGUCAUUCUGUGCUGAAUCUUGUCGCCUGCGAGGGUGCAGAUGUGGUGAACCGCCCUGAGAAGUAUAGACGGUGGCAGGUGAGAAACCAGCGGGCAGGCCUGAGGCAGCUACCACUGAAACCAAACAUAGUUAAGGUACUCAAGGAUAAAGUGAUGAAGGACCAUCACAAGGACUUUUUCAUCAGUGAGGAUGGCCAAUGGUUGCUGCAAGGUUUACGUUGCUACUUUGCUAGUGAAUCGGCCCCUACAGGUGGGUGCAGGAAAGAAACAGCGGACUCUGAACAUGUUUAUACAGCAGGCAAUCUCGAGGUUUCCGUCAGCCAGCAAGGAGUGAGCUUGUCACCUCUUGGCAUAGAUCGGAUGGUGGCGGAGAACGAGUCCAAGGUGAUUCCAAGAUGA
This is a messenger RNA of Sorghum bicolor (sorghum), 1773 nucleotides long. Its product is annotated as scarecrow-like protein 9. Gene Ontology annotation, biological process: regulation of DNA-templated transcription. Gene Ontology annotation, molecular function: DNA-binding transcription factor activity; sequence-specific DNA binding. The record is from RefSeq and is a predicted model, not a curated record. The transcript has 4 exons. The coding region runs from base 1 to 1773 and encodes 590 amino acids. Lineage: Eukaryota; Viridiplantae; Streptophyta; Magnoliopsida; Poales; Poaceae. Gene Ontology annotation, cellular component: nucleus.